AUGGAUAGAAAUGGUUUUCUGACAGUGUUCUUAUUUAUCUCCAUUGUUGCGGAGGCUUCCAAUGCUUCUUUGCUCUCCAAGCAUAGAAUUUUGAUUGGUGAGCCUCAAAACAACAGUUCGACAGUACCAGGCAAGGAUUCUCCGGUGCCAAGUCCUCCUCCGCCUCCUCCGCCUCCUCCGUCUCCUCCCCCUCCAGUUUCAAGUUCUGGUGGCAAUAGGUCUGUUCCUAAGGCGGAUGAUGAUCCAAGUAGGAACAAAACGGACUCUCUGCCACCCGCCAAGACUCCGAAAGCGGAUCCAGGUCCAAGGGGUUUGAAUAAUAAUACUAAAACGGAUGAAGGGAAGGAUCCGAAUAAAGAAAAGAAGGAUCCAAAUCCGACGCCUGACAAGGAAUCCAAAGAGGAUCCAAACCCGGUUCCUGCUACGACACCGAAACAGGAUCCGAAUUCAAAGCAGUUGAAAGAUGAACCGAAUUCGGCGAGUGCACCUCCUGAAGGUGGUAAGGUAAAGAAUAAGGAGGACUCGCCUGAAGGUGGUAAGGUAAAGAAUAAGGAAGACUCCCCUGAAGGUGGUAAGGUAAAGAGUAAGGAGAUAGAGAAGAAGGAGAAGAAAGAUAAUGUGAACAAUUCGCAGAAUGCGGAUAGGGAAAGCUGCGAUGGGAUAAUCAAAACAUGCAAGGUCAAGGAUGUGGUGGUUGCUUGCAUUAAGAGCUUUGAUAGUGGGUCCAAAGAAGUGGUCAUUCUGGUCCAAAACGUUGGAGACAGCAUUUUGAAGGCAAAGGUUUCUACAGAAAAUACCAAGAUGGACCUAAAGAUUGCCGAACACCAAAAUGAGAAGGUCAAUAUAUCACUUGAUAUUGAUAAAAGCACCAAAAUAACUCUAAAUACUGGAAACAGAGAAUGUGAGCUUCAUAUGGACCCUCCAGUAUCUGAUGGAAAUUUUUUCCUGCGUCUUCCUUCUUAUGAGAAGGUAGUGACCCCAAUCAAUGGUGCUUACUUCUUGAUUGUUACAGUGCUAAUUUUUGGAGGGAUGUGGGCUUUCUGCAAGGUUAGGAAGAGGAAACAGCGUACUGGAGGUGGAGUUCCAUAUCAGGAACUUGAAAUGGGAUUGCCAGAAUCUGUUUCGGCAACUGCUGUAGAAACGGCUGAAGGCUGGGAUCAGGGUUGGGAUGAUGAUUGGGAUGGAGAUAAUGCAGUGAAGUCACCAGGGGCGCAUCUUGUGGGAAGCAUCUCGGCGAAUGGCCUUACUUCUAGGUCUGCAAACAAAGAUGGGUGGGAAAAUGAUUGGGAUGAUUAG
Prunus armeniaca (apricot) is the source of this 1296-nucleotide messenger RNA. The record is from the annotation of a GenBank genome assembly. Lineage: Eukaryota; Viridiplantae; Streptophyta; Magnoliopsida; Rosales; Rosaceae.